CUCGGCCGGAGGAGUUACAGGCGGGAGGAAGGCGAUCCGGCUGGAAGGGAUGCUACGGGAGGCGGCGCCCAGGUAGAUGGACGAAGUCUGUGAGACGAAGUUCGUGGACUAUAAGGAAACUGCAGAUGAAGUCUGUGAGAAAGUUUUGUCAUACAUCCGAGAAGAUACAUCAGGAUGGAAAGUGGUAAAACGUACAAAACACAUUUCAGUGUUGGCGAAGCCUUCAGGAGACUUCUGUGGAACUCUAUAUCGUGCUGAAGCGCGGAUAGAAGUACCAGCUGAGAAACUUUUCCCUUUCAUGUACCUUCCUGAAUACCGUGAGAAGUGGGAUAAAGCGGUACAGUCCUACAGACUUGUGGAAACUAUUGACCAGGUGAUUCAGACACUUUCAUUUUUCACAGUAUUACACACAGUUAUGGCUUUGGAAUGGUAUCACCAAGAGACUUUGUCUACCUGCUGCAUGUUAGAAAAUAUGAAGGAGAUUUAAUGACAACAAACUGUAAGUCAUCAUGAAUCACUGGAACAGGAUUAAUGGAUGAGUUGUCCUGGUAUGACCCCUACUCACAAAUGUUGAGUUGGGGUUUCCAGGGGUCCAGUUUAGGCAGCCACCACCAUAGUCAAGUGAAAAGUAGAUGGCAUGCAAAUC
Molecule: messenger RNA, 646 nt
Organism: Pogona vitticeps (central bearded dragon)
Lineage: Eukaryota; Metazoa; Chordata; Lepidosauria; Squamata; Agamidae
Source: RefSeq, a predicted model, not a curated record